Molecule: messenger RNA, 2984 nt
Organism: Ficedula albicollis (Collared flycatcher)
Lineage: Eukaryota; Metazoa; Chordata; Aves; Passeriformes; Muscicapidae
Gene: ATP6V0A1
Product: ATPase H+ transporting V0 subunit a1
Exons: 23
Coding region: 53-2659 (868 amino acids)
Biological process (GO): proton transmembrane transport; vacuolar acidification
Cellular component (GO): plasma membrane; vacuolar proton-transporting V-type ATPase, V0 domain; vacuolar proton-transporting V-type ATPase complex
Molecular function (GO): ATPase binding; proton-transporting ATPase activity, rotational mechanism
Source: RefSeq, a predicted model, not a curated record
CGGCGACAGCGGCGGCAGCGGCGGCAGAGGCCGCGGCGAGAGCGGCGCCGCCAUGGGGGAGCUUUUCCGCAGCGAGGAGAUGACCCUUGCCCAGCUGUUUCUGCAGUCCGAGGCCGCGUACUGCUGUGUCAGUGAGCUGGGCGAGCUGGGCAAGGUCCAGUUCCGCGACCUGAACCCCGACGUGAACGUGUUCCACCGUAAAUUCGUCAAUGAAGUCCGGAGGUGCGAGGAGAUGGACCGAAAGCUCCGGUUUGUGGAGAAGGAGAUUAAAAAGGCAAAUAUUCCUAUCAUGGAUACUGGCGAAAACCCAGAGGUGCCUUUUCCACGUGACAUGAUUGACCUGGAGGCAAACUUUGAGAAAAUUGAAAAUGAGCUUAAAGAAAUCAACACCAACCAGGAGGCUCUGAAGAGAAACUUCUUGGAGCUGACAGAAUUAAAAUUUAUACUGCGUAAAACUCAGCAGUUUUUUGAUGAGGCUGAAUUGCAUCAUCAGCAGAUGGCGGAUCCAGACCUGUUGGAGGAAUCCUCUUCACUGCUGGAGCCAAGCGAGAUGGGAAGGGGUGCCCCACUCCGACUCGGGUUCGUGGCUGGCGUGAUCAACCGCGAGCGCAUCCCCACGUUCGAGCGGAUGCUGUGGCGCGUGUGCCGCGGGAACGUGUUCCUGCGCCAGGCCGAGAUCGAGAACCCGCUGGAGGAUCCUGUCACGGGGGAUUAUGUGCACAAGUCUGUAUUUAUCAUCUUCUUCCAAGGUGACCAGCUGAAGAAUAGAGUUAAGAAGAUCUGUGAAGGGUUCCGGGCCUCCCUCUACCCAUGCCCAGAAACACCUCAGGAGCGGAAGGAAAUGGCUUCUGGUGUCAAUACCAGAAUUGAUGAUCUUCAGAUGGUGCUGAACCAAACCGAGGAUCAUCGCCAGAGGGUUUUGCAGGCGGCUGCUAAAAACAUCCGUGUGUGGUUCAUCAAAGUGCGCAAGAUGAAGGCAAUUUACCACACCCUGAACCUGUGCAACAUCGACGUGACACAGAAGUGCUUGAUUGCUGAAGUGUGGUGUCCUGUUGCUGACCUCGAUUCCAUCCAGUUUGCUCUCAGGAGAGGCACAGAGCACAGUGGAUCCACUGUCCCAUCUAUUUUAAACAGGAUGCAAACCAAUCAGACCCCACCCACAUACAACAAAACUAACAAGUUUACUUCUGGCUUUCAAAACAUUGUUGAUGCUUAUGGCAUUGGGACAUAUCGGGAAAUAAAUCCAGCACCGUAUACCAUCAUCACCUUCCCCUUCCUGUUUGCUGUGAUGUUUGGGGAUUUUGGCCAUGGAAUCCUGAUGACUCUGAUUGCUGUCUGGAUGGUGGUGAGGGAAAGCCGGAUUCUGUCCCAAAAGAGUGACAAUGAGAUGUUCAACAUGGUGUUCAGUGGUCGAUACAUCAUCCUGCUGAUGGGGCUGUUUUCCACCUACACUGGCCUCAUCUACAAUGACUGCUUCUCCAAGUCCCUCAACAUGUUCGGUUCCUCCUGGAGCGUCCGGCCAAUGUUCAAUAAAGCCAACUGGUCAGAUGCUUUGCUGGAGACCACCCCCUUGCUGCAGCUGGAUCCUGCUAUCCCAGGGGUGUUUGGUGGGCCCUACCCGUUUGGCAUUGACCCAAUCUGGAAUAUUGCCAGCAAUAAGCUAGCUUUCCUCAAUUCCUUUAAGAUGAAGAUGUCUGUGAUUCUUGGCAUUUUCCAGAUGCUCUUUGGUGUCGCGUUGAGUCUCCUCAACCACAUCUACUUUAAGAAGCCUCUGAACAUAUACCUUGGAUUUAUCCCAGAAAUUAUUUUCAUGUCCUCCCUCUUUGGAUAUCUUGUUAUUCUCAUCUUUUACAAGUGGACAGCCUACGAUGCUCACACAUCCAAGGAAGCACCCAGCCUCUUGAUACACUUUAUCAACAUGUUUCUGUUCUCCUAUGAGGACACUAGUAAUAAGAUGCUUUAUAGUGGGCAGAAAGGGCUCCAGUGCUUCCUCGUGGUGGUGGCCUUGCUGUGUGUGCCAUGGAUGCUGGUAGCCAAACCCCUGGUUCUUCGCCAGCAGUAUUUAAGGAGAAAACACUUGGAAGGGCAGCCCGAGGAGGCCCAGGGCAGCACGAACGCACAGGCGCUCGAGGCAGCAGCGGCUGCAACAGGCACGCACAACUUUGGUGGGAUCCGGGUGGGCAAUGGCCCAACGGAGGAGGAUGCUGAGAUCAUUCAACAUGACCAGUUAUCUACCCAUUCUGAGGAGGGGGAAGAGCCUACAGAGGACGAGGUGUUUGACUUUGGGGACACUGUGGUGUACCAGGCCAUCCACACCAUCGAGUACUGCCUGGGCUGCAUCUCCAACACCGCGUCCUACCUGCGCCUCUGGGCGCUCAGCCUGGCCCACGCACAGCUCUCGGAGGUGCUCUGGACCAUGGUAAUCCACAUCGGCCUCAGCGUCAGGAGCCUGGGGGGAGGCUUGGGCCUCUUCUUCAUCUUUGCUGCUUUUGCCACGCUGACUGUGGCCAUUCUGCUGGUCAUGGAGGGGCUCUCGGCCUUCCUCCACGCUCUGCGCUUGCACUGGAUUGAAUUCCAGAACAAGUUCUACACUGGCACUGGGUUCAAGUUUCUCCCUUUCUCCUUUGACAUCAUCCGUGAGGGGAGGUUUGAUGACUGACGCCCCCCCAGUCAGUCCAGCAGUGUUAAACUUUUAGUGUGUGUGUGUGACUGACCCCUCCCCGUGUGUCUGAGUUGUGUGUAUAGUGACAAUAACUUAUUGCAGCACCCUUGAGCGUUACCAUGGCAUCCCAAAGCCAAAAGCUUUGACGUUCUGGGGUAACAACACUGGAUCAAAGAAACUUUUCGUUCCUUAAGUUUACUCCCAAAGGUACCAAGUGCAUGAGGUGUCUGUUUGGUGUGCAGUCAUGUGCUCCCUAUAUUGUGCAUUCCUUGGCAGCUGAUCAGGGCAGAAAAAAUAUGGCAGCUGUGCUGAGGGGACAAAA